AAAACUCGUUGGAGAUUUAGGGUUUCGCUCACUUCAGUAGUCUCAGCUUGGCAGCUCCUCAGCCCCACCCUCAAUCCUACCAGUUGCAGCGGCAAGGCAACUUCGCUCUAUCAUCAUGGGGAAGACACGUGGAAUGGGAGCUGGUCGUAAACUGAAGUCCCACCGUAGGAGGCAGCGGUGGGCUGAUAAAUCUUAUAAGAAAUCUCAUCUUGGCAAUGAAUGGAAGAAGCCAUUUGCAGGGUCAUCUCAUGCAAAGGGGAUUGUCCUAGAGAAAAUUGGCAUUGAAGCUAAACAGCCUAACUCUGCCAUUAGAAAGUGUGCUCGAGUUCAGCUGAUUAAGAAUGGGAAGAAGAUAGCUGCUUUUGUACCCAACGAUGGUUGUUUGAACUACAUUGAAGAGAAUGAUGAGGUGUUGAUUGCUGGAUUUGGUCGAAAGGGACAUGCUGUGGGAGAUAUUCCUGGUGUUAGGUUCAAGGUUGUGAAGGUGUCUGGUGUCUCGCUUUUGGCUCUCUUCAAAGAGAAGAAGGAGAAGCCAAGAUCUUAAGUACUUCAAGGUCAAGUGCAAGUAUCUUCUGAAUGAAUUUUUGUUAGGAUCAGCUCUUUUUUUUUUUUUUCAUUUUCCCCAAUCUUUUACUAUAGUUUGUCAUGUGGUUCUACAAAUACCUGCCAUUUGUUUCACCUUCUGUUAAUGAAUGAUGAAUGAUAUUCUGAUGGAAUUUUGAGCUGUUGGAGGUUGAAUGUGUGCUGUUAUUAGUUUUC
Molecule: messenger RNA, 759 nt
Organism: Nicotiana attenuata
Lineage: Eukaryota; Viridiplantae; Streptophyta; Magnoliopsida; Solanales; Solanaceae
Product: 40S ribosomal protein S23
Exons: 4
Coding region: 116-544 (142 amino acids)
Biological process (GO): translation
Cellular component (GO): ribosome; cytosolic small ribosomal subunit
Molecular function (GO): structural constituent of ribosome
Source: RefSeq, a predicted model, not a curated record